CAUGUUCUCUCUCGCCCUGCCAACUGCUCCCACGUUCGCCACUCAGCCCUCGCGGCGUUCGCCGCUUCGUCCUGCCUCCCAUUCACGCUGUCGCCGCCAGCCGCUCGCCCCGGCACCCUUCACGCUGUCAUCGCCAGCCGCUCGCCUCAACCCCCUUCACGCAGCCGCCGCCAGCCGCUCGCCUCAACCCCCUUCAUGCAGCCGCCGCCAACCGCUCGCCCCGACCCCCUUCAUGCUGCCGCUGCCGCCAACUGGUUGCCGCGGCCCCCUUCACCCCGUCGCCGCUGCCAACUGGUCGCCACGGCCCCCUUCACCCCGUCGCCACCGCUAGCCGCUCGCCCCGGCCCGCUUCACCCCGCCGCCGUCGACGGCGGCGGCCUCUCCUGCAGUGCAUGUCAUCUUAGUCGUUCGGUUGCUGCCCUGCAGAUGCAGUCGUCCACACGGUGUGGACCAGCGCAUCCGUCAAACUCCCCCACGGUCGGAUUCGUGCAGUCGACAAUAUCCUCCAUGCCCGCCACAACGCCGCUGUCAACCUCCACCAUGUCCGUCAUCGGCGAGGCUCGCAAGAAGCGACCUGGACAUGAACUUCCAAGGUCUGGCCGCAAGAAGAAGAAGAAUAUUUCUUCUUUGAGUCCUAUCCAAGAACGAAGAACAUGCCAAGAUCCAGAAAGAUACGAGGGCGCAUCAUUAGAGCCAUAGUAAGAAGAUCAAGUGAGCUUCAACAUGGGCUGAUGGACAAUCUAGGUAGGGAAUAUGCGCUGCUACUUCUUGAAGAAAGGAUGCCAGGUUGAUGUUUGGAACAUUUUAGAAAAAAUAAGAACUUAUGUAAUGGUUUUGUGCUGCUCAAAUUAUGUAAUAGUCGACCAGGUAGCCUCUAAUGAAAUAUGUGAUUUGUAGAGUAUAUGGGUAUGUGGACAUGAUAUGUGGGCAUUGUAUUGUUUAAAUUUUGUACUACAACCUGUGAAUUAUGUACUUGCGUUUUUAAA
Molecule: messenger RNA, 986 nt
Organism: Hordeum vulgare subsp. vulgare (domesticated barley)
Lineage: Eukaryota; Viridiplantae; Streptophyta; Magnoliopsida; Poales; Poaceae
Exons: 3
Coding region: 196-699 (167 amino acids)
Source: RefSeq, a predicted model, not a curated record